GGAAAUUACGACCAAAAAGCAGAGAAGAAGACAGAGAAGGUGGUGAAACAGAAAUAAUGUAAUCAUCAGGUAUUGAGCUAAACUGUUCUACUUAAAGCGUUUUUAGGACAGAGUUCGCCUUUAUACGUUGUGUUAAAGCUUAACUCAGUAAUUUACUCGUGAACAAAGUCAUCUGCUUACUCAUAGCAUAAGUUAGUUAGCCAGCAUUAGCCUGGCAGCUGGCGUGAAGCCGCAGCAUGUCGGUGCAUUUCGAAGAGAGGAGCGGCGUCGUUCCCUGCAAGACGAGCUGGGGCUCCUGGUCUCAAACCAUGGAGGAGGUGUUUAUCGAAGUCGACGUGCCUCAUGGGACGUCAGGUAAAGAAGUCAAAUGCAAUCUGGGAUCCAGAGACAUCGAGCUGCACGUCAAAGGGAGGGAGAUAUUCAAGGGAAAGCUGUUUGACACAACUGUUUCUGACGAAGCUACAUGGACGCUGGAGGAUAAGUGUUUAAUCCGGAUCGUCCUGAUGAAGACCAACAGAGAGGCAGGGAACUGUUGGUCGUCACUCUUGGAGGGGGAGUAUUGUGCAAAUGCCUGGGUCCAGGAUCAGAUGCAGAGGAAACUCACACUGGAGCGGUUCCAACGAGAGAACCCUGGAUUUGACUUCAGUGGUGCUGAAAUCUCUGGGAAUUUUGCCGGCGGUGGUCCAGAUUUCUCCAGUUUACAGAAGUGACCGUUGCCUUUACGUUCUGAUGUCCUUUAAUUCCUAAUGAACAGGACUAGGAUUUUUCGAUGUGCAGAAGAACAGUGGUUUCGUCAUGUCACGUAUUUGCAAAGUGACAAACAUUUACCUCCACAGUACUUUGAAUAUAAAAGACUUGUUCAACACAGCAGCCACUUGCCUUGGUUAUGAAAGGCUGUAACGUUAUUUGGUGGAAUGAAAAGCUGCCAUCUUACAGGCAGUCUAGCAGCUGUUGGUGACUUGAUUCUGGUUAAAACCCUUGGAUCUGCAGCCUUAGGAAUUAAACAAAUGCACAGCAGUAGCUUUUCAAUAAAGUCUUUAUUGAAAGGUGCAAGUACAUAAGUUAA
Molecule: messenger RNA, 1066 nt
Organism: Betta splendens (Siamese fighting fish)
Lineage: Eukaryota; Metazoa; Chordata; Actinopteri; Anabantiformes; Osphronemidae
Gene: nudcd2
Product: NudC domain containing 2
Exons: 4
Coding region: 237-710 (157 amino acids)
Biological process (GO): protein folding
Cellular component (GO): cytoplasm
Source: RefSeq, a predicted model, not a curated record